CUACUGCUGCAACAACAACUUUGGCAACAACAACUACUGCUGCAACAACAGGUCCUCCAACAACGGCUGAGUUUACAACAACUGCUGUAACAACAAUAUUUGUUGCAAAAACAACAACUGCAGUACCAACAACGGCUGAAGUUAUAACAACUGCUGCAGGCACAACAACAACAGUUUCUACAACAAUGACUGCUUCAACAACAAAAACUGCAGCAUCACCAACAGCUGUCACAACAACUACUGCCACAUCAACAACAGCUGCUGCAACAGAACAUGAAUAUACUGUGGCAGCAGAUAUGCCUAAAGAACCUUUUACAGAAGACCUUAAAGAUCGCAAUAGCACUGCAUUCAAAGAGCUUGAAAAACGAGUUUUACAGACGUGUUCUGUCAUAUACAAAGAAAGAUUUGGUGAUCGGUUUGACCACUGCCGUGUGAAAAGUUUCAGUCGUGCUCAAGGUACAAAUUCACGAGCGGAUGGAACUCAAGCAAACAUUGGGAUUGUGUUCAAACCAAGUACUCCACUUGCAGAACUCCCACAGAACAGUGUUGUUGUUCAAACUUUAGUAGAAGCUGUAAACAAUUCUAACAAUAGCUUCAGCGUGACCAUAAGUCCCUCUUCUGUUCAAGUGUUAGCAAGUCCAAUUCCAACAACUACUACACCUGCAACUACUGCGUCUGCAACUACCACACCUGCAACUACCACACCUAUGACUUCCACAUCUACAACUACCACAACUACCACUACCACAACUACCACUGUAGCAACUGUAAACAAAACAGUGAUUUUCAGAUCUCGUCUAGACACAUAUACCAGUGACUUGGAAAAUGCUUCAUCUCCAGCCUUUAAAAAUCGAGCUUCAAAUAUAAAGGCACAGGUAAGUCUCAGGUUCUGUAGGUACAUCUACUGAAUUAUUUACCUGAGAGCCCAAGUUCCUAUGCCAAUCAGAUCUUUA
This is a messenger RNA of Larimichthys crocea (large yellow croaker), 953 nucleotides long. Its product is annotated as integumentary mucin C.1-like. Lineage: Eukaryota; Metazoa; Chordata; Actinopteri; Sciaenidae. The record is from RefSeq and is a predicted model, not a curated record. Bases 186 to 908 code for a protein of 240 amino acids. The transcript has 4 exons.